AAACGGUACUGCACGUCAGACAGGGAUGGGCAGAGAAGCGCUGCUCCGUUCUCCGAGAAGAACAGACGGAUGUAAUUUAUGAAAUAAAUACACUGGGAUUUACAGGAAUGACCUAAGGAUCGGAGAAAAGAGGAGGAUUGGUCAAGUCAAGAUGAGUUUGACAUCCUGGUUCUUAGUGAGUGGCGGGGGAACAAGGCACCGCCUUCCCCGGGAAAUGAUCUUCGUGGGACGGGAUGACUGUGAGCUGAUGCUACAGUCUCGCAGUGUAGACAAACAGCACGCCGUCAUUAAUUAUGAAGUAUCGACAGAUGAACAUAAAGUUAAAGACCUGGGCAGUCUGAACGGGACAUUUGUGAAUGAUGUUCGUAUACUGGAACAGCAGUAUAUAACUUUGAAAAUGGGUGACAAGCUGAGGUUUGGCUAUGAUACCAACCUAUUUACAGUGGUGCGUGGAGAGCUACAUGUUCCAGAGGAGGCACUGAAGCACGAAAAGUUCACCAGUCAGCUUCAGCUGAUGCAGAAGCUUGAGCAUUCACGAGAAGCCACCAAGAGCCCGGAAUUUAAAGGAGCAGAGGAAGGAAAAGAAACCAAACCUUCUGAACCACCCCUGAAUGCAGAAGAGAAACUGCCAACAGCAGACAUAGCCGUGCUCCAAAGAGGAACACCUUUGUAUGGACAGCCAUCUUGGUGGGGUGAUGGUGAUGCAGAUGAUGAGAACUCUGUAAAGCAGGGCACAAGGGUUCCUGACCAAAAACAAGCCAAGUGUGAAGCAGGCCGUAAGGACAAUGCAUCAAAGCAGCAGAUGGUUCCGGGAAACCCACCUCAGAUUUUGGGAACCCAAGAGCCAAGCUACUUUGAGAUCCCCAGUAAGGAGACUCCACCAGUGGAUUGUGGCACUGAAGAAAACCUACUUAGCAACACAGAGGCAACGGCAUCAGCUUCCGCAAUUCCACCAUCAGAGGGCGGAGCACAUGGACACGCCUCCUUCACUAUCGAGUUUGACAUGGGCACUUCAGGGAAAGGUAAAGACAAGGCUGCGAAGGGUUUCCUGGACAAUCGACAGCUGCCGAAAAGAGGGGCUGGGGAGGAGCUGUGUGCCUUGCAGGCCGCCAUGGUGGCAGCGGAGGUGAAGGUGGCCGACUGGCUGGCGCAGAACGAGCUGCCACUGGCCCGCUCCGAAUCCGUAGCGGAGGAUGACGGAGACAGCGCGAAAAGUGAUGUGCCGGUUCAGCUGAAAAGCCUUAGAGGCAGUAAGCAUGAAGAUGGCACUCAGAGCGACUCAGAGAACGCUUUGGGAGAACAGUUCAGCAGCCGAAGGGCGUUCCUGCAGGAGAGGUACAGAGGAAGGCAGGGUGUGCCGUGGACAGAAGGGCUUUUCUGUAGGAGGGAAGAUCUCUUCCAGCACAAACCAUCAUCUGAAACUAAAAAUAUGGCACCGGUAGGGGGUGAGGCUGGCAUAAAAGCAAACAGUUCAUCGCCGAAGAAAACCAAAAUGGCCAGAGAGCAAAGCUCAGGGUCUCAGGAAACUUCUAACAGAGGACAGACAGAUGACCAAAGCGACAGAGGGACCUACACCAUUGAGCUUGAAAAUGGCAAUGCAGAAGAGGAAGAGGCCAGAAGAAUGAUUGAUAAGGUGUUUGGGGUGGAGGAUAAUCAAGCCCUGACACAACUGCGUUUCCCAAAGCAUCAGCGAGAAAGAGGCACCAUCUGUCCAAGAUCUGGAGCCAUGGAAACAACACAAGCUGGUUAUGGUGGUGCAGAGGUGUUACCAGAUGACUUGGUUGUAGUUGGCGGCCCAAGGUGGAUCUCACAGUGGGCUAGUCUAGCUGCAAGUCAUAUAAGGACAGAUCCCGAAGGAUCCGGGUCAGAACCUGUUACUUACGCAGAUGACACAUCAGGACACUCAGAACGUAAACGUAGGACCCUUCCACAGCUUCCUUCUGAAGACUCUGUGGGUCCAGUGGCACCUGAGGGCUCGAGGAGCCAAUUCAGGCAUACGGUCUCUUCAUCUGAGAAACAGGACCUAGAACUUCAAGAGAAAGCAGACCAGCUUAAUAGAACAUCCAAAACUGGACGAAAAGUAUUAGGAACGACUUUAGGUAGCACAGACGUCGAUCGCUCUAAAGCGAGCAAGCAGGCUUCGACCAAAACUCAUGAGCCAGGACGUAAAGUUGUUCAACAAGGAGCACAACCUAGACUGACUGGAGCUGGUGAGAGAAAACAAGAUGAUGGUAAACGAAAAAAAGGUGUGGAGGACAGGGAAAAGACAGGGAAACCGCUAUUGAGACAGGAGAGCUUUACAGUCGAAAGGCCAAGCACUAAUGUUCCUCUGGAGCUCAUACCCUGCAUUGAUGGGCCUGGCACCUCAACGCAACCAAGAGAAAUGAGUGUCAUCACUGAGGGAAUCGACGCUGCCACCAUGCUGAAAGACUCGGAGGCCGUUGCCUCGUUUUUAGAAACCACUUUAUCAGACCUUGCAGAUCCACUCAGCUACUCCCUGGAAGGCUCCGUCUCACCUGAAUCUGACAUUGAUACGACAAGCACUGUCAGCCAAGCUGGGGGAGAGGGAGGACGAAAGACAGCACAGAAGAAACGUUCAUCUGGAGGUCAAGGCCGUGACACGAACAAUAAGAACACCAGCUCAUCUGAAAAGAAAGGCAAAAUACAACCCUCCGGCUCCAAGGCUUGGACCUCUCUCGACCUCACAGAUGAUGACUUGAGCUCCUCUCUCCCGCAUGACACAGCAUCUACCACGCGACCUCACGGCCGUGGUCAAAACAUCAGCUCUAGAGCAGAACCCACAGGCAGCAAAACUAGAGGAGCGAAGACACCAGCAGCUCCUACACCGGCAACCUCUAAACCAACCACCCUUCCCCGGCCCAGACCCACAAGGGCUUCCCUCCUUCGCCGUGCACGACUGGGCGAAGCUUCUGACACCGAUCAUGCCGAUGCUGACCGUAUGUCUGUGGCAUCUGAGGCCUCUACGGCGAGUUCUGCAUCGAGACCUUCAGCUGGCCGCAGGACGCUAUCUCGGAUUGAAGCGCUUGCGCAACCACGAAGGCCGAGAGUGUGUUCUCCUUCAGCUCGGAGUGAUUCGGAGGCUACGUCAGGCAGGAUGAGGAGCUUCACCCCACGUCCAGCUCCUGAGAGCGGACUGCGCCUGGGCCUCCGAUCAACAGCAACCUCUUCUUCUGUGGUGGUCCCCAGAGCCAGGGCAAAUAGUGCUUCCAAUCUGCCUGAUAAGUGUGCUGGUGCUACCCAUGUUCAAAGUACACCAGCAGCGAGUGGAAGGUGGCGCCGUGUACCUAUUGAGUAUGCUUCUACCUCUGAAGAUGAGUAUGGCUCGAACCGUCACCCCAGUCAGAACACCCUACUACGUCCAUUGGCUCCACGGGUGACUCAGCUUGGCGGUUCGGCCCCUGCAACACCGAGCCCGGGAGGUUUCUCUAUGCUGCGACACCAGUCUAGCAGAGAACAGGAUGAUUACAUGAGAGACUGGACCGCUCACAGCGAAGAGAUCGCCAGAAUCAGCCAAGACCUGGCAAAGGAUCUGGCCAUGUUGGCGCGCGAGAUUCACGAUGUUGCCGGUGAGAUUGACUCCGUUAGUCCUUCCUCCGCUCCCGCAGCUUCAGUUGAUGACCGUGUGUUCGAGGACGUCCUUGGAAGUGCUCCAGAAAUCAGUGGCAGAGGUGUAGAAUUAAGACCUCGUGGGAUUAUCAGCAGUCAGGAUCCACGAUCCAUCCGCCGUCAAACCUGGAGCCGAGAUGAGGGUGUGCUGGACAGUUUGUUGCUGGCAUCGGUUUCCCAGCUCUCAUCAAAAAUCAGACAAGCUGUGGAAAAGACAGGCAACAAAAUAAGGAUUUUAUUCAAGGACAAAGACCGAAAGUGGGAAGAGAUUGAGAGCAAACUGCAGGCAGAGAAUGAGGUGCCUCUCCUCAAGACUUCCAACCAGGAGAUCUCCUCCAUACUUCAGAACCUGAAGAGAGUGGAGCGACACUUGCUAGUGAUUGAUGUUAUGGUAGACCCCGAUGGUACUUUGGAUGCUCUGAGCAGUCUGGGUUUGACCAGCCCUCUGCUGGCUGAGAACAGAAUUAGUCCUGGCUCACAGGAUCCAUCCGUCAGCCAGGCCGGGGAGGGAUCUGCUUAUUCAGAGGUCGCAGAACGAGAUCUCGGCCUGCAGGAGAGGAGCAAAGAGCAGCACACUGCCAAGCGAAACUAAAACACAGAGAUCCUGCGUCAUCGGGACUAUUAUGUGAAUAUUGUGAGGUAUGCCAUAAAACUUCCUAUAUGACACUGCAUUUAAGAGUUUGCUUCGUAAAUUAUAUAUAUAUACAGUAUAUAUAUAUCCAUGGAUGUAUUUUAAAUAAAGAAAUAUUUUGAAAUAUCAAUCAACUGUACUACCCUGUAGUCAGAAUAAUCGUACAAAAGAAAUUGUGAGUUGUGAUUGUCCGCAGCUGAAAUCGCCAGUACUGUACAUGUGCACAGGAAGAUGUUGAGCAUCGAUGACAGGAAGUGUGAUGUGAGUUCGUACUCUGUUUUGUCAAGUGUUGAGCCAAAAUUUUCAUGACAGGUUCUAGAAACAGGGUCCAAAAUAACACUUGCCAGACUGCCAGGUGCAUGUAAAGAUUGAUUUUACUUCCCAGUUGGCUGAUCCUAAUUGGUUAGACACUGAACACAUGGUUCAUAUCAAACCACAAACUAAAAAACGUUUCUAACAACUUUUGCCUUAGUGGAAAUUUAUAUAAUGUUUAUCUAGGAUGUGUAAAAAAUCCAGAAUUGUGUAAUUUUCCUUGAAUUAAACCAUCAAAGCUUAAAUACAGCCGUGGAAAAAAUGAAGAGACCAUUUUUAAAUUAUUUUCUGUUUUUCUGACUGUACUAUUUAUAGGUUUGCAUUUAGGUAAAAUGAUAAUUUUUGUUUCAUUCUUACAACAUUUCUAACACAUUUCAAAUACAAAUAUUGUUUCUAUUUGCAUUUAUUUGCAGAAAAUGAAAACUGAAGAAACGGGUCAAAAUAACAGAAAAGAUGCUCUGUAUUUUUUCAGACCUCAAAUACUGCAAACACAACGUAUUUUUACGAAAAGUUCAAAAAUGAUUUUUAAUGUGAUUACCUUGAUUUUUAUCACAGUUUUCAUUCACAGACUUGUCAUGCUGUCAGUCUUUCACAUUGCUGUUGGAUGACUUUGUCACUGAGGUUUGCUUUUGUUAAAAUUCAACAGACACUGGAUCGAAUGGCCACAACACAUCUAGAAAUGCUGAUCAAAUGAACAUUUGAAAUAGGUCUCGUAUUUUUUCCACGAAGAUUAGUUUUUGUUUAAGUUUCCUCUCAGUCAUUAAUUCAAGUGCAUGUAAGCAGCCCCCUGUGACAAUUCUUCCGGCAUCCUUCCUCAUCAUCUGUUCUAAUUGACCUCAAUUUCUCAUUUUAUCCAGUUUUGUAGUCUGGAGGCGUAAGCUCUGGGAUCAAGCUCCUCUAGCUAGGAUAGCAAUCCAAAUUUCCAUAACAUCUAUAUGUUCGUCAAGCCUGGCGAGGUUGUGAGUGACACAAUGACCUGUGAUGUUAGUCUUUAAAGAGACUUCAUCCCAUUUGGUGGCUAUAUUUGCAACACAGCUAUUUAUAGUUAUACAAGAACAAGUCCUAACUACUUGAAGACGGAGGACAGAUAUCUCUAAAUUUGCUGGCUCACAAUAAAACAAUGUAGUCACUGUCCUUUCGAAACCUCAGAUGUCCAAAUUCGCUGUUUUUUAGGAAAUGGAAAAAGCACUGCACUUUUUAAAUGAAACCCAUGACAAACAUAAAGGAUGACUAAUAAUGAUGAUUUAAAAAUAAAAAAUAAAUAAAAUCUGAAAAAAAUAAUAUCUGAAAAUAUGGAGAUAAAAGGUUUCAGAAGGACAGAAGUGAUAUUUACCACAAACAAUUAAAGGGACAGUUCACUCAAAAAUGAAAAUUCUGUCACCAUUUACUCACCCUCAAGUUGUUCUAAAACUGUAUAAAACUGUUUGUUCUGUUGAACACAAAAGGUGUUUUGAAGAAUGGGGGAAACUAAACAGUACGGGGGCACCAUUGACUACCAUAGAAGUUUUUUUCCUACUAUGGAAGUCAAUAGUGCCCCAGAACUGUUUGGAUACAAACAUUCUUCUAAAUAUUUAUUUUUGUGUUCAGCAGAACAAAAUUUAGACCGUUUUGGAACAACUAGGGGGUGAGUAAAUGAUGACAGAAUUUUCAUUUUUGAAAAAAAAUUUCCUUUAAAUGUGAUAUCGACUGUACCAUAAAUUGUGCAAAAAAUGUUGUUAAAACGGAAUAAAAAAAUGUUUGCAUAAUACUGUACGUGUCUGUGUUCUGUGCAUAUUCAUUUUGUAUUUAUAAACACAUACACAUAAAUGUACUGUAUAUAUGUUAUUUAUUUAUUUAUAUUAUGUAUUUAUUUAUAUUUACCAAUAAUUUGAAAUGAUAUAUAAACGUUUAUUAAUUUUUAUUCUUACAUAUGCAUUUAUGUGUAUGUUCUUAUAAAUACAAAAUUAAUAUGCACAGUACACAUAAAUUUAUGUGACUCUUAUUCUGGAAGCAAUUAGUCUUUGGUGUUAUUAAAGAGGCCGCUUUGUUCUCAUAGUAAUACCACUGUGGUUUGUUAUAUCUAUAAUUAUUUAAACAAAAUAACCUCAUUGUCAUAGAAACAAAAAUACAUCUUAAUAAAGAUUUUGUCAAAUUUUCAUGGCCAGUAUAACAUUUUUAUUGUAUAUAUUACAGGUGUGGCAUAAUGUUCAUUUUGGACUCUGUUUACAUGUCAAUAAACCAGUUUUAACAUUUCACAUACAACGGCGACUGUUUUAUGCAAGCCAAUUUCUGACCAAUUUUAUUUACACUUAAAUACAGAACUAUGUGUAUAACCAAACCUUUAGAUAUUGAGGUUGACAAACCAGAAGUGAAUAUCUAAAAAGAUGUGAUCGCAGAUGUUUUGCUGCAGUAAAUUUGUGAUUUAUGAGAACGUCAAGACAAGGCUAAACUGUGUAAGUCCACCCUUCAUGUCAGUUAUUUUUAUGUCUCCUGUUUUGCAUUCAAAACUUGAAACAGCCUUGCAUAACCUGAUACUUUGAUGUUUCCACAAAUCUGUAAUUCCCUAAACUUUGUAAUAUUUUACUAAUGCCCUUCCAUGUAAUGUUUCUGUAUGAUUAUAAUCAAUUAGGAACAUACAAAUGCUCUUUGUCAUGUGAUAGCCAAUAAGAGGGUGUGGAUUUCCAAAAAUGUCCCAUUUAUAAGGCUUGUUACAUUACAAAGUGCCCAUUACCCAGAUCAUUAUCGAAUAAUGUAGAUGUCGAAAACAAUCUCAUUUUGCACAUUCAGAUGUUUCAGAUCUGUGCUGGCAAUUGAUUGGGAUUGUUUGAAAAGGCUCAUUUUGUGGAAAGCGUUGCUGCGGGGCAUCAAGUUAGGGUAAAUAUUCUCUCCUGUUAGACUCCGUCUGCCUCCUACCAGUGGUGUUUACACAUGAAUGUAAAACUAAUACAGAUUUAAUAAAGAACAUUCAUAUCCCCGGACGCAUAUAUGUCAUCAUUGAUUUUCCCAGAUUUAUUAUUUAUUUUAAUAUACAUGCAUAAUUUAGCACAUACUUUUAAGCCUGCAUGGCACACCUCAAUGGUUUACAAAUUAGCUAAACCAUUGCAAUACAAUCUAAUAUUCGGUCAUCUUGUUUAGACAAGUUAACAACUGAAUAACUUGCUUGCCUCGAGCCCUCAACUUCCUAGCCUUCACCCUCGAAAGCACGCACACAUAAACCCGCACGUACGCUUCGCGCUCGCAAGACUGAUUUGCUCCUCCUGCACUAUGAAGACUAUAAAAAUAAAUUAAAUUUUCAAUCCCAAGAGGCUUUAGUUCCGGUAAUCUAGUCCUGAAAUAUGGCAGUCCUUAAUCCUCUCCAUUGUUCUAUACUAGCUCUGCUUUAACAGGAAGGCAUUGGGGCGAAAUGAAUUUGCGUUAACUGAUCUGACAGCUCUUUAUAACAAAUUUAACACAAAACUUUUGUUUUUAAUGAUGAUAUAGAAAUAUCCCAAAUAUGUGCACAGUGCCAGUUAAAUAAAAGUUCUCCGCGGUGUUUGAUAAGAAGCAUCAGUAGGCUUCCCGGAGGAUUUGGGUGGCACCGGACAGCACAUUUACAUAUUCUGUUCAUUUGGUCGAUGGGCAGUCAGUGCUAAGGGUCCGGUCGUGUUAAGGAAGACGAGAGAGAGAAUGCUAUAAAAUGCUGAGUCAGUGGUUUCAUUAUGCUAACAGUCCGAGCGAGUGCAUUAGUAUUCAUCGUGCAGAGCGUGUGUGUAGGGAAGAGCACAGUCUGAAGAAAUUAGUAAAACAGACAAGUAUGUAGCUGAGACGGGGAAUAUAAAAUAGACUUCAGUAUGAACUUUGGUUAUCUUUAAAUUCAGCAUGACUCUGUUUGCAUUGUUAAAACAUGUACCUGAACUUUGGUGUAAAAUUCAUCAGUCCUGAUACCAAAUCAAAUGUAAUCUCCUAGUUCACCACUUUGAAUUUACCAUGUUUUUAUUGUAUUGUGUUAUGAUCACCACAUAAAUGCA
Triplophysa rosa is the source of this 8556-nucleotide messenger RNA. RefSeq names its product centrosomal protein 170Ab (gene cep170ab). Bases 152 to 4219 code for a protein of 1355 amino acids. The record is from RefSeq and is a predicted model, not a curated record. The transcript has 18 exons. NCBI's taxonomy places the organism in Eukaryota, Metazoa, Chordata, Actinopteri, Cypriniformes, Nemacheilidae. Gene Ontology annotation, molecular function: protein binding. Gene Ontology annotation, cellular component: centriole.